This is a messenger RNA of Pristis pectinata (smalltooth sawfish), 3138 nucleotides long. RefSeq names its product ALK tyrosine kinase receptor-like. Gene Ontology annotation, biological process: cell surface receptor protein tyrosine kinase signaling pathway; regulation of cell population proliferation; regulation of neuron differentiation. The transcript is spliced from 20 exons. Gene Ontology annotation, molecular function: transmembrane receptor protein tyrosine kinase activity; ATP binding. Bases 145 to 3138 code for a protein of 997 amino acids. The record is from RefSeq and is a predicted model, not a curated record. Lineage: Eukaryota; Metazoa; Chordata; Chondrichthyes; Rhinopristiformes; Pristidae. Gene Ontology annotation, cellular component: membrane; signaling receptor complex.
ACUGCAUGGACUGAAGAGUCAAGUGCAGUCAUUGCACUGGAUAACGUGACUCUCAGCCUUGACUGUUAUCUAACAAGUAGUGCAGACAAUUCAUCCAGAAAUGAUUCUGCCAAUUCAAGCCAGCAUGUGCUAGGACAAGCCUUUAUGAACAAGACUGUUGUGACAGCCAGCAAGAAGACGCAAGAAGAGACUGAAGUCAGUGGGUUGUCAGGUCCAUGGAUCAUUACAACAUGUGGUGCCAGUGGGCCCAAAGGGCCAACACAAACUCAAUGCAACAAUGCUUACCGGAAUACAAAUACAUCUGUGGUGGUUGUGGCUGAAGGACUUUGGCAAGGAAUCCAGAAGUGGAGAGUGCCAUCAACAGACACAUAUAAGAUAUCUGCUUACGGAGCUGCUGGAGGCAUCGGGGGAAAGAGCAACUUUCGGAGAUUCCAUGGUGUGUUAGUACAAGCCACGUUCUACCUGGAGAAAGAUGUUAUUCUCUAUAUACUGGUUGGACAGCAGGGAGAAGACGCCUGCCCUAAUGUAAAUCCCAUCAUCCAGAGUGUUUGCUUAGGAGAGAAUAAUGUGAUUGAAGAGGAGAUGAAAAGAAAUGGCAAUGUCACAGAAUGGGCUGGAGGUGGAGGAGGAGGUGGAGGAGCCACAUUCGUUUUCAAGAUGGACAAGGGAGAACCAAUCCCACUGGUGAUAGCAGCAGGUGGAGGUGGCAAAGCCUAUCUGAGUAAAGAUUCCAGUUUCCCAGAAGAGAUGUUAGAAACUGAUUCUUCUGUUCCUGGAGUGAAUGGCAGAUCAGGUGCAGCGGGAGGUGGUGGAGGUUGGAGUGAUUUCACUAUCCCAAUGUGGUCGGGCAAAUCUCUGACUGAAGGUGGUGAAGGUGGACAAUCCUGUCCACAGGCCAUUAAGAAAUGGGGCUGGAUAACAAGAGGAGGCUUUGGAGGAGGAGGUGGAGCUUGCACAGCAGGAGGAGGUGGUGGAGGCUAUAUAGGUGGAAAUGCAUCUGAGGGUAAUCAUCCGGAAAAAGAUGGUGCCUGUGGUGUUUCUUACAUUAGUCCACUUGGCGAAAUGUACACACCAGCACUGGCAGUGACAGAAAGCCACGGGGAGGUUGAAAUUGUGCUGCAUUUAAAUUGCAGCCACUGUGAACAUAAUGACUGUAUAUUUGACCAUAUCAAAGAAGAACUUGUCUGCUUGUGCGAAUCAGGAAAAAUUCUGGCUUCAGACAGUGUUACCUGCAUUUUGCCCCCGGACAGUCACCUGCCAUCUUCCCUUGUGCUUUCGGUUGUGUUGUCGGUUGUGGUAGCAGCCUUGCUGCUCGCCUUCUCGGGAAUCAUGAUCGUGUACCGACUCAAGCACCAGGAGCUGCAGGCCAUGCAGAUGGAACUGCAGAGUCCUGAUUACAAGCUCAGCAAACUACGAACUUCCACCAUUAUGACCGACUACAAUCCCAACUACUGCUUUGCUGGGAAAACAACUUCCAUCAGCGAUCUCAAAGAGGUUCCCCGGAAAAACAUCGUCCUCAUACGUGGCCUGGGCCAUGGAGCCUUCGGUGAAGUAUAUGAAGGCCAGGUGACAGGCAUUCCUGGUGAACCCAGCCCUCUGCAGGUUGCUGUCAAGACAUUGCCUGAAGUUUGCUCUGAACAGGACGAGUUGGAUUUCCUGAUGGAAGCCCUGAUAAUUAGUAAAUUCUGCCACCAGAACAUAGUGCGAUGUAUUGGAGUUAGUCUGCAGGCUCUUCCUCGCUUCAUUUUGCUGGAGCUGAUGGCAGGGGGAGACAUGAAAUCCUUCCUUCGAGAGUACCGACCUAAACCAGGGCAACUAUCAACUCUCAGCAUGCUAGACUUACUGAAUGUGGCUCGUGACAUUGCUCGGGGCUGCCAGUACUUGGAGGAAAACCACUUCAUCCAUCGGGAUAUAGCUGCAAGAAAUUGCCUGCUUACUUUCAAAGGUUCAGGAAGAGUGGCUAAGAUUGGAGAUUUUGGAAUGGCUCGUGAUAUAUACAGGGCUAGUUAUUACAGGAAAGGUGGUCGUGCCAUGCUCCCUGUGAAGUGGAUGCCGCCAGAAGCCUUCAUGGAAGGAAUAUUUACCUCAAAAACAGACACCUGGUCCUUUGGAGUGUUACUGUGGGAAAUCUUUUCACUUGGGUACAUGCCGUAUCCCAGUAAGAGUAACCAGGAGGUGCUGGAGUUUGUCACUAAUGGUGGUCGAAUGGACCCACCUAAAAACUGCCCUGGUCCAGUGUACCGAAUAAUGACUCAGUGUUGGCAGCAUCAGCCAGAAGACAGACCCAAUUUUGCAACCAUAUUGGAAAGAAUAGAUUACUGUACACAGGAUCCCGAUGUAAUUAAUACUUCUUUGCCUGUGGAAUAUGGACCUCCUGCAGAAGAAGAAGGAAAUGUUCCCAUGCGCCCAGAUGACCCUGAUGGAUUGGCACCACUUUUAGUUUCACCAGCCCAAGAAACAGAGAAUGAGCAUGUUUCCACUGACCCCUCCCCAUCACCCCAGCGUCCCACCAGCCUCUGCCUUGGUGACCAUCGGAUCAGGUUUGUUCCAAACGAUACUGCUGCUGUACAUACUGGAGGUCCAGCUGAGGAGGCGCCUCAUGUCACCAAGAUAUACUCACAAGUGAACAGCUCCUCUGCGUUACAACAAGGCAGGGGCUCCCGGAAAAAACCCACCAACCUCUGGAACCCCACAUAUGGGUCAUGGUUCACAGAAAAGCCUGUUGUGCAAAACAACAACACUUUGACUGACAACCGACCACCAGAAAGGGAAGACUCUGGUUUCCAUGCCAGCAGCAGCGUUUCUUCUGCUUCUGUCCCAGCACCAAGGCUACAGGCCUCUGCAGUUGUUCUAGAACCUUCUUCCCUUGUUGCCAAUACAUUGGAUGUGCCUCUGUUCCGGCUGCACCAGUUCCCUUGUGGGAAUGUGAGUUAUGCAUUCCAGCAGCAGCAGAACCACCAGCAAGGACUGUCUUCUGAAGCUACAUCUGCUUGUGCUUCUUGUAAGGAAGAUUACAACUCACAUGUUAGUAAGGGCUUACCUGCCCAACAGGACCCACGUGUUCACCCUGUUGCCAAUAUACCCACUUGGGACUCGGGACUCUCUCUAGCAGAGGACGUAAAUGUUACUAUACUGUAA